This is a messenger RNA of Penicillium argentinense, 1617 nucleotides long. Its product is annotated as cleavage polyadenylation factor subunit CLP1. Gene Ontology annotation, cellular component: mRNA cleavage factor complex; nucleus. Gene Ontology annotation, molecular function: polynucleotide 5'-hydroxyl-kinase activity. Bases 1 to 1617 code for a protein of 538 amino acids. Gene Ontology annotation, biological process: tRNA splicing, via endonucleolytic cleavage and ligation. The transcript is spliced from 2 exons. The record is from RefSeq and is a predicted model, not a curated record. NCBI's taxonomy places the organism in Eukaryota, Fungi, Ascomycota, Eurotiomycetes, Eurotiales, Aspergillaceae.
AUGUCUCUUCCUGGCCUUGAGCUGGCGCAGCCCUCCGAGGAGAGGCAGCAUUCUGCCGCUCCGCCGUCGCAAAUCACCCUGAAACCCGGAUCAGAAUGGCGCUUUGAAGUCGCGUUUGGGCAUAGCAUCAAGGUCAGACUUCUCACCGGAACCGCUGAGCUCUUCGGCACUGAGCUUGCUGAAUUACAAACUUACACGUUCUGCGGCACCAAAGCGGCGAUCUACACAUGGCACGGUUGUGAAUUGGAAGUGAGCGCGGGAGAAACGAAUACGGCGACGCUGGAUGGAGUCACCCCGACGGCUGGCCACGGCGCAGGCGGAUGCCAAAGCGAAUACGUCGCCGAGGAGACACCCAUGGUCGAAUAUGCCAAUGCGCACUUCGCGCUAGAGACGAUUCGGCAAGAAGCGCAUGGGUCAGGCAAGGAUGGUCCUCGGGUUUUGCUGCUUGGUCCUGAGGAUGCCGGCAAGACCAGUUUGGCUAAGAUCUUGACUGCGUACGCCACGAAGUCCGGCCGACAGCCGAUCGUUGUGAACCUAGACCCCACUGAAGGAAUGCUGAGUGUUCCUGGUACUAUCACAGCAACUGCAUUCCGAACGAUGCUGAAUAUCGAAGAGGGCUGGGGUAGCUCCCCGAUGUCUGGGCCUAGUCCUGUGCCAGUGAAGCUUCCGCUCGUCUACGGCUAUCCGCACCCCAGUCCUCUGGAUGCAAAUGGCUCCGUGUAUCGACCCUUAGUGUCGCGACUGGCUGUUUCUGUGACAGGUCGUAUGGCCGAGGAUGAAGAUUCUCGUGAGACCGGCAUCAUCGUCGACACCCCGGGUAUUCUGAGCUCUGGCAAGCCAGGUACCACUGAGCUCAUCAACCACAUUGUCACCGAAUUUGCGAUUACGACGAUCAUUGUCUUGGGCUCGGAAAGACUCUACAGCAAUAUGGUUAAACAGUACGACAACAAACCCAGCGCAAGCGCCUCAGCCGACGUUUUCGACGAACGUGUCUCCGUUCUCAAGCUGUCCAAAUCGGGCGGUUGUGUCGAUCGCGACCCUUCCUAUCUGAAAACUGCACGGGAAUAUCAGAUUAAGUCGUAUUUCUUCGGUACCUCCAUCUACUCACCGUCCCCCUUCGCAGUCACCCUGUCUCCACACACAUCACAGCUAGACUUCGCCGGACUGUCAGUCUACAACUACACAGUGACCUCGGAGGAAGAUGAAGACGAGGACGAAUACGAUCCUUCUCAGCUCGGCAUGGACUCAUUCGGCGAAGAGACCAAGCCGACGGAAUCAGAUCGCCCGGCACCUCUCCCGGGCAUCGUUGGCCUGUCCGUCAAUCCUCCAACCUCAUCAGCCGACAAUACUCCCUUCAGCAAUGUUCCCCUGAAGAAGGUCCUCCCGCCCGCGCCAACCGCACUCACCAAUACCCUUUUGGCCAUAACCCAUGCGCCGACCACAGCUACACCGGCCCAAGUCCGCGAUGCAAGCGUCAUUGGCUUCCUCUACGUUGCUAGUGUCGAGCCCGAAAAGGGUAAGAUCCAUGUACUGGCACCCGUUGGAGGCCGAGUCCCGCAGCGCGCCAUGAUCUGGGCUAAGCGCUGGCCGGACGAGGUGAUUGGCCUGGUGAAUUAA